This is a messenger RNA of Sus scrofa (pig), 1682 nucleotides long. RefSeq names its product lipocalin 1-like. The record is from RefSeq and is a predicted model, not a curated record. NCBI's taxonomy places the organism in Eukaryota, Metazoa, Chordata, Mammalia, Artiodactyla, Suidae. Gene Ontology annotation, molecular function: small molecule binding.
CACCGGGCCAAACACCGCCCUUCGCUCCUAUAGAUGCCAGGCAGGUAGCAGAGAGGCCGUCAUCCCCGUGGGAAUGAUUCCAGAACCCUCCCGGGGGAGCAGGCUGGGACAACAAGAGGCCCCGGGGGGACAGGCACUAAGAAGGGGCACGGGCUGCCCAGGCUCUCCUUCCUCUGGGGCACUGCGGUCAUGGCCUUGGGCAGACGGCCCCUCCUGCUGCUGACCCUCAGCCUGGGCCUGGCCGGGGCCCAGAAGAGCCCAGAAGACGUGCCGGUGCAGCCAGGCUUUGACGCCCGGAAGGUGGAGGGGCGCUGGCUGACCAUCCAGCUGGCCGCCAGCCGGGCACACCUGGUCUCCCCGGCCGACCCCCUGCGGCUCGCUCUCCGCUCCAUCUGGACCCGGGGCCAGGACGUGGAGCUUGUCUUGUUCGGAAUAGGAGAGGGGCUGUGCCAAGGACUCAGUGUCAUCGUCCAUCCGACGGGGCUCCGAGGCCAGUACCGAGGCCCCCUGGAAGGCGGUGGCUCCCUGCUCCUGCACUUCGUGAGCACUGACUACAGCCACCUCAUCCUUUACGUCCGCUUCCAGGACGGCGGCGAGGCCACCAGCCUGUGGGCACUGCUGGCCAGAAGACACCUGGAGGACCCCCAGUGGCAGGGGCGGUAUCUUGAGUUCGUUUCCAAGUUCCAGCUGCAGGAAGCGCCUGUCUUCAACCUUGACGACCCCGAUGCCCAGUGCCCCCCACCCGAAGCCUAGCUCGGGGCCGCCCGAGUUUCCCUGCCAGCCCCCGCCUGCCCCACUGUCCUCCCUCCCUCCCUGCUGCACCCCCACUCGCCCAAGUGCCUUUGAACCCCUCUGCCAUCUGGGGGAGCCUCUCCAACCCUGAGCCUGGCCCCUCCCUCCUCGCUGCGGGUCACCAGCUCCUGCCGACCAAAAACUAAGGGGCCCGCGGCCUCUCCCAGUCCGGCCCACGGGCUGGAGAACUCUGCACGUUGGGAGGGGCCAGCAGGUGGCCCCUCAAGCUCCCGCCACAGUGGGCACAGCGUCACAGUCCGGUGGAUGGAGCCACCUCCAGGGCUUCGCAGUGGCUCCCCGCCCAGCCAGAGGGGCACUAAGCAACCCCGGCACCGGCCCACGCUCCCCAGAAGAGCCAGGUCAGCCCCUGCCAAGCACUUGCAUGGCAGGUGAGCCAAGACAACUCUCUGCCCGCUCCUCAGAGUCAAGGCCCCACAAGGUGGUGCCUGGAUGGAAGCCCCCAGCCGGGGCGAGCCAGGGGCCACCUGCCAGCAGGGCUGGCUCUUAGGAAACCAGGUCAGGGGUUUCCCAACCUGGGAAUGCCAGAGACAGGUAGGACCAGCUCCUGCCCCAGGAACACCCUUGGCAAGAGCAAGGCUUCCCAGGAGGCCACACAUUGCCAUGGGCCAUCCACCACGGCCACCGCGUGAGGCCAGCACAACAGCGGCAACCCCACCAGCCACCUGUGUGGACUCUACCUGCGGCUCAUGCAGAAGCUGGGGGUGCACGUGCUCAAAACACAGCCGCUUCCCGACAAACCAGCAGCCCCAUAAGAAACAUACAAGGGUAGGAGCUCCUGCUGCAGCUCCGUGGGUUAAGAACCCAACUAGUAUCCAUGAGGACUCAGUUCAAUCCCUGGCCUCCCUCAGUGGGUUAAGGAUCCGGUGCUG